Molecule: messenger RNA, 558 nt
Organism: Micromonas commoda
Lineage: Eukaryota; Viridiplantae; Chlorophyta; Mamiellophyceae; Mamiellales; Mamiellaceae
Exons: 1
Coding region: 1-558 (185 amino acids)
Source: RefSeq, a predicted model, not a curated record
AUGUCAACUCCUCCUCCUCCUCUCCCCCCAGGCUGCGAACUCGCGAAUCGCGCCGUGCAGCACGACGAAAACGGCGAGUGGCAGCUCGCGAUAGAGUGCUACGUUCGCGCGGCCGAUGAGAUUGAGGCCUUCUUGAACUCUGGCCAACCCGUGCCGCCCAACGUCGAUUUUGCACACCACGUCGCAGCUUACCGCACCAGAGCUUCGGAGCUCAUGCAGGAUUACUCGCAAGAGAUCGCCGCUCAGCCGGGGAAUAACUCGGCGGCGGCAUCUGUGAGCGCCACCGCGAGCUCGAUGUUCCAAAAGUUUAAAUCCACCGCUGCGAAAGCCGCGAGCAAGACCAAGGAAACAGCGAUUAUCGUGGGGAACACUGCAAAGUCAGCCGCAAACUCCGCCUACACCGCGGCGGGCACGAGGGGAACAUUCGCAAACAAGGUCGCCGACGGCGUGGCGGUGGGUCUCGGUCGUGGGUUCGGGUGGGCGUUUGGUCAGAACGCGGCGUACGCGGUGUCGGAUGCCCUGUUUCCAGCGCCGCUUCGCAGGCGAAGGUGGUGCUGA